This is a messenger RNA of Cucurbita maxima (winter squash), 2926 nucleotides long. RefSeq names its product histidine--tRNA ligase, cytoplasmic-like. Gene Ontology annotation, cellular component: mitochondrion. The transcript has 8 exons. The record is from RefSeq and is a predicted model, not a curated record. Gene Ontology annotation, biological process: mitochondrial translation; histidyl-tRNA aminoacylation. Lineage: Eukaryota; Viridiplantae; Streptophyta; Magnoliopsida; Cucurbitales; Cucurbitaceae. Bases 82 to 2718 code for a protein of 878 amino acids. Gene Ontology annotation, molecular function: ATP binding; histidine-tRNA ligase activity.
UAAUUACCAUCGCCAAAAUUCAUUUCCGAACGUUCUCCCCGCCCCGUUUCACUCCUAAGGUUCUUCCUCCAUUAAUCCUUAAUGGCGGACCCUGCUGAGGUCUCCGUGAUUACGCUUGGAGGAAAGGGUUCAUCGCUUUCAUCUAGCUCCAUCCAUGCCAUUGCCCAUGGCUUUGCUCUGGUUCGGAUCGACUCAUCAGCCCUCGAGAGGCUUGCAUCUUCGUCGAACAAUCGAAAUGCUGCAUCCGUCAAGCACCAAGUCGUCAUUCCUGAUUACCUGACUCGCGAAGAAGCCAGGGCAUCCCUUGUUGUCCUCCUGAACAAGCUCAUCAUCUCUAGUUCUUCCGGUAUUCGAUCGGUUAUUCCUGUUCUAAUUGCGGAGACACUCAAUUCAAAGCCAGAAACUUUACAAUUUGAGUCACUUGAUGUGACCGACGAGGAGUUAUCCGUGUUCAAGCAAUCGUGUUAUGUUUUGAACGGAGUUUGCGCGUUGUUAGACCAUCAAUCAGCAGCAUUAUCCUCCAUUGCUGAUGCUGUGGCGGGCAUAUCUUGCGAGGCUUCUAGAGCUGACGUGUCUGUGUUCAAUUUGAUGGACUCGGGUGAUGGGUUCGCUUCAAAGGAGGAGGUUGGAGUCGCUAAUGAUAUGAAGGUAUUACUAAAUGGAUCUAAGCUGGUGGGUAAGAUCGAGAGUGGAGCUAUUUCCAAGAUCCCAAAGAAUCACGGAUGCUUGAGAGAGCAAGCUAAGUUGGUGCAUUCGAAAAUGCGGGUUGAGUUGAAUUCUAAUGUGAAAAUUGGGAAAGGAGGAUCUAUGAGUUCUGGGACCGAGGAUACUGUUCGGACCGCAUUGUUGUCAUUUGCAGCCAUGCUGUGGGACUUGGGAAAAUGUAGUUUGGAUAGAGGAAAACUGAUUUUGGAUUCAAAUAGCGAUGAUAAUAUGAAGGCGAGUUUGGCGGGUUUGCUUGAUAGGGAAUGUCCCAGUAAUGAGAGUCUCAAAAAGGUUUAUAGGUUGGUCUCCGAUUUAGCUUUGGAUGACAAUUACGAUGAGUUUGUCCAUACUGUCAAUGUGUUGUUGUUAACUGUAUGGAAAAUUGUCGUUUGGGAGGCUAUAGCAGGCUUCUUAACGAUUGAAGGCGGUAAAUUGAUAGGAAAGGGUCAAGAUGUUGACAUGAAUCGAGCUAAUGAAAAGGUGUUAAAUAAGAGUGAGAAGAAGAAAAAAGCAGUCUUGGGUAAAGGAACUAGCGUGGUUGUUCAAUUGAUUAAAGAUAGAUUGCAGGGUGAAAGUGGUGAUCUGGGGUUGGAGAACUCAGUAAAAGAUCUUUUAUCCUUUUUGGAUCCAAAGGCUUCCGAGUUUGAUAAUCUAUUGAUGAAAAUCAGAGAGAUCGUUGAAAGCAACGAAAGUAGGAGGCUACCAAAGCUUCCCAAGGGCACUCGAGAUUUUGCAAAAGAACAAAUGGCAAUUAGAAAGAAAGCAUUUUCAAUUAUAGAGGGGGUUUUUGAGCGCCAUGGUGCCACAGCCUUGGAUACUCCGGCUUUUGAGUUGAGAGAAACACUCAUGGGGAAAUAUGGAGAAGAUUCCAAGCUGAUUUAUGAUCUGUCUGAUCAGGGAGGGGAGCUCUGUUCGCUUAGAUAUGACUUGACUGUUCCGUUUGCUAGGUACAUUGCCAUGAAUGGUAUAACAUCAUUCAAAAGGUAUCAAAUAGCAAAAGUUUAUAGAAGGGACAACCCAUCUAAGGGAAGAUUCCGUGAAUUUUAUCAGUGUGAUUUUGAUAUCGCUGGUCAAUAUGAAAAGAUGGGACCAGAUUUUGAGGUUAUUAAGAUACUAACGGAGCUACUUGAUGAGCUGAACAUUGGACAGUAUGAGAUAAAAUUGAACCAUCGAAAGCUGUUGGAUGGAAUGUUAGAAAUUUGUGGAGUACCACCUGAAAAGUUCAGAACCAUAUGUUCGAGUAUUGACAAGUUAGACAAGCAGUCUUUUGACCAGAUAAAAAGAGAAAUGGUGGAGGAAAAAGGAUUGGCCCUGGAGAUAGCUGAAAGAAUAGGUGAUUUUGUGAAGGAAAGGGGACAUCCUUUGGAGUUACUAGCUAAGCUUAAGCAGGAGCAGAGCCCAUUAUUACAAAAUAAAGGAUCCUCUGGUGCAUUGAGUGAACUAGAGAUUUUAUUUAGUGCUCUAGAAAAGGCAAAGUGUGUUGACAAAGUGGUCUUUGACUUGAGUCUUGCCAGAGGUCUUGAUUACUACACUGGAGUAAUUUAUGAAGCUAUUUUUAAAGGUGGUACCCAGGUUGGUUCUAUUGCUGCUGGUGGACGCUAUGACAAUCUUAUUGGAAUGUUUGGUUCCAAGCAGGUCCCAGCAGUUGGCGUCAGUCUUGGAAUUGAACGAGUUUUUGUCAUUAUGGAACAACAUUUGAAGGAUCAAAAUCAGACUACUCGGGCCACUAAGACUGAAAUUUUAGUGAGCAUAUUGGGAGAUGAUUUAACACAAGCUGCGGAGCUUGCAAGUGAGAUAUGGAGUGCAAAACUGAAUGCAGAGUUCCUGAUCAAUAAAAGAGUGAUGAAACAUAUUGAUCGUGCAAAAGAGUCGAGAAUCCCUUGGAUAGUAUUUUUGGGGGAACGUGAAGUGAGUGAGGGGAUUGUGAAGUUGAAAAACGUGGAAACCUUCGAAGAAGUAACAAUUCUUAGAAGCAAUAUCAUUGAUGAACUGAAGAAGCGUUUGGCCCCUUGAUGUCAUUGCUGUUGCAAAAUGCAGAGCUUGUCUUCUUCAAUCCCACGUCAGGAAGAACUACUUUUUCGCUGACUUAACUUGUUGACAUAGAUGGCUGAUUUCCGUUUUGAGUUAUUCCUAUUACAUGCAUUAUUUAUACUAAAUGUAUGUAUCAAUUUAGUAAAAUUUGGGGAAUAAAUGCUUUAGAUGUCCUAAAUAUGGUUUUUCA